GAACGACCGCAGGACGCAUCGACAAGACCAUCUUCUAGUCCUGUAGUGAUUUACGCUCAGCCUUCAUUGGUCACCAUUUAGAUUGGGGUCACUGAGAUUGAAAAGGACACCCCUGGAGAGAACCGGGGAAAAUGAAGGGAGAAGGGGAAGGCUUUGAAUGAAGGUGGUCUCUUCCGUUCAGCAUCAGUGACCAGUGACUGCUGACCUUUAAAGUGAACUACAGAAACAACUGCCUUCUACUGCCUCACCAUGGGCUACCGGAAACCGCACUGGCCAGUGCCCCGAAAGAUUCUUGGCUGUUUUCCGUUUGAAUACGCUACCUUCGACAGGUUUGGCGCAGCCAUUUACUAUGGCCUAGUAGAAUAGAACUCGUAGGAACUCGAAGGUGACCAUCGUCAUCAUCAAGUGCUCACAAUAAUACUUCCAGGAGGACAUGAGAAGAAAUGCAAAGGAAGAGGAAAAAAGGGAGAGCAGAAGAAAUGAGAAGGAGACAUGAGGAAAAAACGAAUUCCUCAACUAAAUAGACCUCGUGCAGCCAGGCACUGCAAGAGCUGACCUGUUGUAGUGGUCUCAGCUGGUAGCUUCAGGGAGACGUCAGUCGGUAUUGAAACGCAUACAAGAAUUAAGGCUUGCAGUAAUUCAUCUGAAGCUGAAGCUUCCUACAGGUUUCUUUUGUUAAGGCAUCCCCUAUUAAUCCAUGCUUCUAUGCACGUUGGGCUGUAUCAUGCUAGACAAGGUCUGGAACAAGAUCGUA
Molecule: messenger RNA, 754 nt
Organism: Amoebophrya sp. A25
Lineage: Eukaryota; Dinophyceae; Syndiniales; Amoebophryaceae
Source: the annotation of a GenBank genome assembly